AACAUCGAAAAACCACUUUUAUAAAAUCUUCUUCGCUGCCGGUUAAUUUUAGGUCUUUCUUGGGAGUAAAACAUUUCAAACUUGCAAGGGAAAAAUUCGGUGGUAAAAUUCCUCUCGAUAAAAACCCCGCUGAUCUCAUCAUUCGCAUCGAAUUUUUGCCAAUUUUGUUUAUAGCCAUUCAGCGUUUUGUUUGUGUUUGAGGUUACACCUAUGAGGGGCACAUGUGCCGGUAGUACCAUUCUCGACGCAUUAUCCUGUUCUACUGUUUCGUGGCACGUGUGCAAUUUGUUACAUUUUUUUGUGAACAAUUUUAUUUGUUAAGGCUGCGCAACAAGUGCAUCGGAGCACAUCAACAAUUUGAAUGGCAAGAGAUGCAGGAAUUUUGUCCUGUUUGUAUGAAAAAUGGCAUCCAGACACAAAUCAAGUGUUAUCAAAAGGAUCUUGAAGAGGCCAUCUUUAUGUGCCCUACUGUAGAGUGUCCAUGGCCAUUUGAAUUUCAAGAUCCAAUUAAAAUUAAGCGUCCAAUUUUGCCAAUUGGCAAUAGAAACUGGGAUGAAAUUCCACAAAGGUAUUUGAAAAAGAACAAAACUUUUCAAAAAGAUGUUUUGGAUUUUACAUUAUGUACAACACCGCAGAUACCAAGCUCCAAACAUGACAUCAAUGGUGUACAAAAUACAGAUAUUAUAGCUGUUCCUGAAGUUCUGGAUGGUAUGACCCAAUCUGUUCUUGUAGAUUGCGGUGGUGAAAAGAAACCGUUUGAGUUUACAAUCAAUUGUACUAACUCAUUUGAUGACUUUAAUCAAACCAGUAUUAAUGAUGUACUUCCUGAAUUACAACAGUCAAUUUUUUCUAAUUCUGUAAGUGAAGACCUACCAGUUAAGUAUGAAAAUUCUAAAUGUCCUGUUAAGAAUGAAGGUACUGUAUCUAAUGUAAGUAGUGAGAAGUCUAGUGUUUCCCAAAAUUAUAUUCAACCUGUUGUAAUUCAAAAAAAAGCACCUAGAAUUAUUCAGAAUAAAUGUCUUUCGACCAAUUUGUGUGUAAAAAAGGUAAUUGCAAAGAAUGGACCAAUCCUUGUGCAAAAUAAGGAAAAUUCUACUAAUAAUAGAAUCAAACAGCAAUCGAAAUUAAGAGUAAAACCAUCUUCUUCAAGUUUUUCUGCGCCAAUAACAAAAUUCAAUUUUGAUGAGUUCAAGUCUAUGAAAAAGCAGAAAAUAGAGACCACGAAAAAGAAAGAAACGGAGUCUACAAAAAACAAGGAAAUUGUCCAGGCAAUUGGUUGCGACUUUAAUGACAAUAAACUACAUCAAAAUAAAGACGACCCUCUGCCACAAGCUGUUAAUGUUCAAAAAAUUAGUCAAGAUACAAUUGUAAAUAAUACUAGUGGAAAUGAAGGAAAAGACGCGUUAUUCCAGCUUGAUGCCAAAAUUAAUGAAUUGAAUGAUAGUGUGCAAACAAAUGAAUCAAACAAAUUUGAUUUUAACGGUAUCAAUUUCGACGACUUGCUCAAUGGUGACAAUUCUAAUUGUAAGAAUGAGAGUCAAAAAAUGUUAAAUUUAGAAAAUAAUUGUACAGAUAUUAAUGUUAAUUGUAAUGUUUUUAGUCUUAAUGAGACUAGUACCGAAACUAACCAAAUGGAACUUGAUUUAGAAUCUUUCUUAUCUUCAAUUACUUUCUAGUCAAUAGCUAAUGAAAAAACGAAAAUAAAAACAGUCUCUGCUCAAAAUCAA
Messenger RNA from Trichogramma pretiosum, 1727 nucleotides. RefSeq lists its product as uncharacterized. The record is from RefSeq and is a predicted model, not a curated record. Bases 372 to 1676 code for a protein of 434 amino acids. The transcript is spliced from 3 exons. NCBI's taxonomy places the organism in Eukaryota, Metazoa, Arthropoda, Insecta, Hymenoptera, Trichogrammatidae.